AGGAAGCGGGCGGUGCUAACGGCCGUCGCGCGGUCCCUCCUCUCGCUCCUCCUCGGGGGUCGCCGCCAUGGUGCUGGAGAGCCUGGCGCGCAUCGUUAAGGUUCAGCUGCCUGCCUACCUCAAGCGCCUGCCUUUGCCCGAGAGUGUUGGCGGCUUCCUCCGCCUCACAGUUUCAGAAUGGCUGCGGUUAUUGCCUUUCCUGGGUGUGCUGGCCUUGCUUGGGUACCUCGCUGUUCGUCCGUUCCUUCCCAAGAAGAAACAGCAAAAAGAUAGUUUGAUUAACCUCAAGAUCCAGAAGGAAAAUCCAAAAGUAGUGAAUGAAAUAAACAUCGAAGAUCUGUGUCUCACUAAAGCUUAUUGCAGGUGUUGGCGUUCUAAGACGUUCCCUGUCUGUGAUGGCUCUCAUAACAAGCACAAUGAAUUAACAGGAGAUAAUGUAGGACCACUAAUACUCAAGAAGAAAGAAGUAUAGCAAAUUCUUAAUCCAUUUGCUCAUGACCGAUGAGUCUUUUAUACCACUGUAGUUGCAAGGAGCAGCAUUUUAUUAUUAUAUGAUUGGUAUGAUUUAGUCCAGUGAUUGCUAUAGAUUUUUUUUGAGAUAAACUACAUUUAGACAGUGCUAGAUCUGUCACUGUUUUGAUACUUUAUUCUAAGAAUUAUUAUGUCUGCUUUGUAAAACUGUAAAGUAACUAUUUCUGUAAAUAAGUCAUUUGUUUCAACAAUAAAAUGACUUCCUGCAGUUAAGCCUUUUUUGUAUGAACAUGCAGUAACAAAAGCGUUGCUAUUUCUAGGUAAGCAGGUCAACCAGUAAUGUUGCCCCUUUAUUCGGGGCCCAUUCGUCAUUCAUGUGCAUGUAAGGAAGCUCUUUGAAAAUUCACUUGCACUGCAGAUGCUAUUUCUUUUAGCAGGGACAGUCAUAGGAGGAGUUGGCUAAAUGACAGAACCAAGAAAGUGAAGUAAAACUGUGUUCUUGGUUUGUUACUGACUCAUUAGUAGGGCAAGUCAGAACUUUGCUGUGGUAUGGCAUUGCUUCAGUUAUAGGUAAAUAAUUGCUACUUAUUCAGCUGUUAGACUCCACACUAAUUCUUCUAACAUGCUUUAUUCUUUAAUGAAAGACUGCUUGUUUAAAAGUAGAACUUUAGAUGCAUGCCCCAAUUUUAGACAAUUGUCUGAAGGGAAGAUUUUCACUAUUCUUUAACAAGUAUUUCAUUUGACCUGUUCUUAGGUAAGAGGGGAAGCCCCACAGCAGCACACUGUUGCCAAAGCUUAUCAGCCCAGCGCUGAAACAGAAAGUGAGUCAGGAAGCAGUUUCACACAGUGGCUGUCAAAGCAGCAGUGGGACUAACAGAGACAGUCCCUGCAUUUUUAACAGGUGUGGUUCUAGAUGCUAAAAGCUCUUACCACACAACAAACUGUGGCAGAUUAGGAUGUGACUGCGGGUUAAAUAACUGCUUUUUACAAAGUGUACUGAAACCACAGUACAAUCUAUUUAAAUGUUUCAUGGGAACCUUAUCCUAAUGGAUGAAAGCAGCCCGUAAACACUAUUGUAUUAGGAUCUAACACUUAGAGGAAGAACAGUAAUAUAAAUAUCUUGUACUGUGCUCUGUUUUCACUCUUAGCAUUAUUAGCAGUAUACUGAAUGCUAGGUUCAAUUUUUGGGUUUCGUGGAAAAAGUGCUAGAUGAAAUAGAAAAACUCACAGCCAUUACAGCAAUUAUUCUAUACAAGUCACUAUGUACUUCCAGCUUCUAUCAGGAUACUCUCACAUUCAAAUAAUUUAAUUGCUUUCUAUAUACAGCAGUCCUCUUUUCUGUUGUUCCACUUAGACAAAUGCUGCUGGGGUAAGUGGUACAGCAGAAGUGACUUUUGUCCACAAAUCUCCUUUAAAAAAUGACAAUGUAAUGUUUAGCCUCUUGACUCCACCUCUCGCACAAUUUGAUUAUGUACUUGUUUUUUCCCCUGCUUUUCGUUUGAUGAAACUACUGCUAAACUACCUGCAACUGGCUACAGAACCACAUGGUGUUUGGUUUGUUUUUGCUUAUGUCUCUAUGGGAGUGGAACGCAUAUGAAGUAUAGUUAUAUAGUAUAUGUUAUGCGUAAGUUUAGCAACAACAGUGCUCACAGUUCCUUUUUAGAAAGGACAUCUUACUUAUUUCUACAAGACAGUCAUCUAUCUUGCUUACAAUCUGUUUUACUAUUUCCCCACAUUUCAAAAUGAAUCUGUGAAGGGAAAACUGCCUUAUGUGGCUACACUUAAAGUCAAGGUGAACCCCAUCUUCAUGGUGGUUUUGGAGCGGCCUUAGGUGCAGCAAAGAGCCCUAACAAGGGGAUUGUGCAUUCUUGUAGAGUAGUUUUCAUACCAUACCAUACAUAUGUUCAUAGUAAUGACAUUAAAAGGCAUUAAAAAUCCCUUCAUUUUCUGCAAUUGCUGCCUGUAAAAGUACAGCUGUAAAACUGAAGUAAACAAAAGCUUAACAACAUUGGCUGUAGUGUUUUGACUGUAGGAAUUUCAAACCAAGAAUUGUUCUGCUUUUGUUCAUCAAAGUAAGAGUUUUGUUUCAGCCUACCUGCCAGGUAAAAACAGCUGUGUAAUGGAUUCACAUCCUAUCAGUCUGAGAAGGGCAGCAAAAUGCAUCCCGAGAUGAAGGAAGAUACCGGAGCCUUUAUCAUCCUCUCUGAUUUCAAGAGUCCAUGGAAGUUAGGUGUCUGUACCUGCACUCACUAAGUAAAUGAGAUUUUCUUGGACUGCUGAGUUCACAACACUGAAUACGACUGGCUUAUCUGAGCCUGUGCUGUUUGCAAUUUGGAUUCUUCAUCUGCAAGCCAAAUGCAAGAAGUUUCACUCUUAAUUUAAUGUGAUGUCCUUUGGAAGACAGAUGAAAAAAAAAUAAAAAAAAAUUGCUGAAUUUGUUCA
Messenger RNA from Meleagris gallopavo (turkey), 2913 nucleotides. RefSeq names its product CDGSH iron sulfur domain 2 (gene CISD2). Lineage: Eukaryota; Metazoa; Chordata; Aves; Galliformes; Phasianidae. Gene Ontology annotation, molecular function: 2 iron, 2 sulfur cluster binding. Gene Ontology annotation, cellular component: intracellular membrane-bounded organelle; mitochondrial outer membrane. The record is from RefSeq and is a predicted model, not a curated record. Gene Ontology annotation, biological process: regulation of autophagy; autophagy of mitochondrion.